UCGAGUCAGUCAUACUCAAACAAUCAACGUCCGCGGAACGGCGUCAGUUCCUCAAUUCGUGAUCGCGGUUGUGUUAUCAACUGCUCGCGUUUUCCUCCUCCAGGAAAAGACGCAAAAGAGCAGUGACAACCCCGCGGGUCGCGAGUUGCCAGCUGAUUAAAACUUAGACAGUUACUGAAAUGCCGUUCAUCUCCAAAGACUGGCGUAGUCCGGGCGAAGAAUGGGUCAAGACUGUUGAAGGCUGGGAAAAAAAGAAAAUUCUCGAGUGCGCCAACAACAAAACUCUCUCGCUUCUGCUUCGCGGAGAAAAAGAUGGAGAGAAGAAAGAGAAGGAGAAGGAAAAGAAGAAAGAAAAUGCCGUCCAGCCACACUGUCACAUCACGCUGAAGUGCACCCGUGAGAUUGCAGGUUUCAAUGGGCUGAGCGACGCCUUGAAGAGGCUCGAUUUCUUAUCAGCCGUUCACGACUGUCGUCGAUUCAACUACAUCGUCAGGCUCCUGGAUCUGCUCGUGAGCCACAGGAUGGGAGGAUUGAGCGGAUGCGCUCAGCGUGUUCUUUUUAACAUGCUCGAGGAGGUUGCAUUAGAAGUGUCCUUAUCGCAGCAGCAAACUGGAAGAUUAAGACGACUGAUAGAGAGGGUUCGAGCCUUCAGUGCUGGCUGCUGCUGGGGAGGAAGACCUCUGGGUUCAGUAAUUUUAUGGGAAAAACAUAAAGCAGCUCUUGAGAGGAUCUUACAUAUCGCUUCAUCUAUUACUAUUACACAGCCUGAUGAGGAACAGCAGCCGCAGUGGUCAGAUUUGCCUGCUGAAUGUCGUCGUGAGGUUUUACUUCGAUUAAGUGAUCCGCGAGAUAUUGAAGCUUCGUCGGAGGCUUGCGAACAUUUAGCUGUUCUAGCUCAGGAACAAAGGAUUUGGCGAGAACUUGCUCAGUAUCAUUUCACGACACAACAAAUAGCCACUACUUGGCAAAAUAACCCUGGAAAAGACUGGAAGAAUAUAUUUACGAUUGCCCGAAAGUCCUUCGGCUUACGAGAAGAAUAUGCUGAAAUGAUUCAACUCUGUCGCAAUUGCCGUUGUUUAUUUUGGCGAUCCUUGGGCCACCCAUGCAUCGCCGAUCAAGAUCCGGCCUUUCAAGAAAAAUUGGCCGAUGUCGAUCAAACUACACUCCAUGUUCCGAUUCCUCCACAAACCUUCUUGAAGUUCUUUUCGCUGUGAAAGUUUGAAAGAAAGCUUUUUUGUAAACGGGCAUGCAAAUAAGUCAUGGGCGAAAGGUUUUUGUCUCAGAUGAGAGUGAUUGAAUCGAGAGACUGCUGCCGAUUAAAGAUUUAAUUCUAAUUAUUCCGAGUAAACUCCUUCGAAAUCUUGGUCGAUACUCGUGUUUCUCAAUCGGCAGUGCAUUGGAUUUUGCGUGGAAUUCCUAGUCUGCUUUUCACCUUUCUCGACUCGUCCAAAAAAAGGAA
This is a messenger RNA of Belonocnema kinseyi, 1459 nucleotides long. RefSeq names its product F-box only protein 32. The transcript has 7 exons. Lineage: Eukaryota; Metazoa; Arthropoda; Insecta; Hymenoptera; Cynipidae. Gene Ontology annotation, cellular component: SCF ubiquitin ligase complex; nucleus; cytoplasm. Gene Ontology annotation, molecular function: protein binding. The record is from RefSeq and is a predicted model, not a curated record. The coding region runs from base 180 to 1214 and encodes 344 amino acids. Gene Ontology annotation, biological process: protein ubiquitination.